AUGGAAUUGAGCGCUCCUGUAAAAAGAAAAACCAUUUGGCGGGUUUUGACAAAGAAUAAUGGGAUCUCCGUCACACCUCAGGCAUUGAGCCUUUUGUUGCACUAUAAUAUAUCCUCAGAGGAGGAGCUUUUGAAUUACCUUAAUGAGAUGACUGAAAUAUGUAGAGGCGAAAAUGGUUCCUAUCUACUUGUAAUUUUCCUAGUGACUCUUCUUUCGGAUUUGUUGGCGCAAGAAUUUAUGUCUUUGAUAAAAUCGAAGCAUCAAUUAUUGAGCAUCCAAAGAGCCACGGAAGAAUCAUCACUUGCUGGCAACACAACGCCUUCGAUCGAAAUCCUUUCUUCUGAAAAGACCACGUCAAUGCUAUGGGACUCGAAAGCAUCCAAAUUUAUAUAG
This is a messenger RNA of Mitosporidium daphniae, 393 nucleotides long. RefSeq lists its product as uncharacterized. The transcript has a single exon. The record is from RefSeq and is a predicted model, not a curated record. Lineage: Eukaryota; Fungi; Microsporidia. Bases 1 to 393 code for a protein of 130 amino acids.